AUGUGCAUUCCUUACUCUAUAUUUAACAGCUGCAGCCUGUGCUGGGGGCAACAGCAACUGAGGGGAACCUUUGUAGCUUCCCAAAUUCACAGCUCGUGAGGGUGGGAGUGGGGGAAGCUUUCUGCAGGGAGAAGAGGGAUUUCUCUCCUUCCCGGUGUUUGCAGAGCAGGUUGCACUAGAGACUGCAAUGCCAGCAUCCCAGCCACGGUCCAGAGCAAGAGACAGGAACAAUGUCCUCAACAGGGCCGAGUUCCUCUCCCUGAAUCAGCCCUUGAAGGGGAACCAGGAGAGCAGGAGCUCUGGCAGAAAGCAGAGCAGCCAGGCCGGGGCUGCUGGUCCCCAGAACAGCAGCCCCAAGGAGCGGAGGCAGUCGCAGCAGCUGCCCGAAGAGGACUGCAUGCAGCUCAACCCUUCCUUCAAGGGAAUCGCCUUCAACUCCCUGCUGGCCAUCGAUAUCUGCAUGUCCAAGAGGCUGGGAGUCUGUGCCAACACGGCCUCCUCCUGGGGUGGUGCCCGCUCCAUGAUCAACCUCCUGGGGAUAACGGGGCACGGGAUCCCCUGGAUUGCGGGUACCCUCAUCUGCCUGGUGAAGAGCAGCACGCUGGCAGGCCAGGAGGUCCUCAUGAACCUGCUGCUAGCCCUGCUCCUGGACAUCAUGAUUGUGGCUGGUUUGCAGAAGUUGGCCAAGAGGAAGGGCCCAUACGACGUCAACCCUGGCUUGUUGGACUACCUGACCAUGGACACCUACGCCUUUCCAGCCGGGCACGCCAGCCGAGCAGCCAUGCUCUCCAAGUUCUUCCUCAACCACCUGGUCUUGGCCAUCCCUCUCCGGAUCCUGCUGGUCCUCUGGGCCCUCUGUGUGGGCUUUUCCCGUGUCAUGAUCGGACGGCACCACGUCACAGAUGUCCUGUCUGGCUUUGUCUUUGGCUACUUACAGUUCAGGCUGGUGGAGUUGAUAUGGAUGUCUUCUAACACGUGUCAGAUGCUGAUAUCCAUCUGGUGAACAUGAGGGACGUGAGGCCUUCCCACUGGAAACUAGCAGAUACUUCAAGAGUCUCCC
Molecule: messenger RNA, 1060 nt
Organism: Chaetura pelagica (chimney swift)
Lineage: Eukaryota; Metazoa; Chordata; Aves; Apodiformes; Apodidae
Gene: PLPP7
Product: phosphatidic acid phosphatase type 2 domain containing 3
Exons: 2
Coding region: 188-1003 (271 amino acids)
Cellular component (GO): nuclear envelope
Molecular function (GO): sphingosine-1-phosphate phosphatase activity
Source: RefSeq, a predicted model, not a curated record